Molecule: messenger RNA, 3678 nt
Organism: Alternaria burnsii
Lineage: Eukaryota; Fungi; Ascomycota; Dothideomycetes; Pleosporales; Pleosporaceae
Product: serine threonine protein phosphatase 2b catalytic subunit protein
Exons: 9
Coding region: 1-3678 (1225 amino acids)
Biological process (GO): calcineurin-mediated signaling; fungal-type cell wall organization
Cellular component (GO): calcineurin complex; cytoplasm
Molecular function (GO): calmodulin binding; calmodulin-dependent protein phosphatase activity
Source: RefSeq, a predicted model, not a curated record
AUGGACAACCAACAAAAGGACGUCGACCAGUCCCAGUACAUUGACAAUGCUAUUCGCGCCGUGCGUGAGAAGAAGCCGCUCCCUGAGAUCGACUUCACCCUGCAUACUAUGGAAGAUGGAAACCAAGUGAGCACACAGGAGCGUGUAUGCAAAGACGUACAAGCACCCGCCUUCCACCCACCCACCGACGAGCAAUUCUUCUCGCCCCAAGAUCGCACAAAGCCCAACAUCCAAUUCCUGAAGCAGCACUUCUACCGUGAAGGUCGCUUGACCGAGCAACAGGCGCUAUGGAUCAUAAAGAAGGGCACAGAGAUUCUCAAGUCUGAGCCCAACAUGCUUGAGAUGGAUGCACCCAUUACCGUGUGCGGUGACGUUCACGGACAAUACUACGAUCUCAUGAAGCUGUUCGAAGUCGGUGGCGACCCAGCGGAGACGCGCUACCUCUUCUUGGGCGACUACGUCGAUCGCGGCUACUUCAGUAUAGAGUGCGUUCUGUACCUCUGGUCUCUCAAGAUCUGGUACCCCAACACGCUCUGGCUACUUCGCGGAAACCACGAGUGCCGCCAUUUGACCGACUACUUCACCUUCAAGCUCGAGUGCAAGCACAAGUACUCCGAGGCCGUGUACGAAGCAUGCAUGGACUCUUUCUGCGCAUUACCGCUGGCCGCUGUCAUGAACAAGCAGUUCUUGUGCAUACACGGUGGACUAAGCCCUGAGCUACACACUCUGGAUGACUUGAAGAGCAUUGACCGCUUCCGCGAGCCACCCACCCACGGCCUCAUGUGUGACAUUCUUUGGGCCGAUCCUCUCGAGGAGUUUGGUCAGGAAAAGACCAACGAUUUCUUCGUCCACAACCACGUUCGUGGAUGCUCAUACUUCUUCUCGUACCCGGCUGCCUGCGCUUUCCUCGAGAAGAACAAUCUCUUGUCAAUUAUUCGCGCGCACGAGGCUCAAGAUGCUGGAUACCGAAUGUACAGGAAAACACGGACAACUGGUUUCCCUAGUGUCAUGACAAUCUUCAGUGCGCCGAACUACCUCGAUGUGUACAACAACAAGGCCGCGGUACUCAAGUACGAGAACAACGUCAUGAACAUCCGACAGUUCAACUGCACACCUCACCCUUACUGGCUGCCCAACUUUAUGGACGUCUUCACAUGGUCAUUGCCCUUCGUUGGAGAGAAGAUUACCGACAUGCUCAUCGCCAUCUUGAACACCUGCUCCAAGGAGGAACUCGAGGAAGAGACACCCAGCUCUCUGGCGUCAGGACCAUCAUCGCCUCCUCUUUCCAGCCUCGAUCCCGAAUCCACCGAAUUCAAGCGACGUGCGAUCAAAAACAAGAUUCUGGCCAUUGGUCGACUUUCCCGCGUGUUCCAAGUGCUGCGUGAGGAGUCUGAGCGCGUUACUGAGCUGAAGACAGCAUCGGGUGGUCGACUCCCCGCGGGUACCCUCAUGCUUGGUGCGGAAGGUAUCAAGCAGGCCAUUCACAGCUUCGAGGACGCCCGCAAGGUUGAUCUACAGAACGAGAGGCUCCCGCCGAGCCACGAAGAGGUACGAAAGUCUCAAGAGGUUAGCCGAGAGCAGGCUCUCGAAAAGGCCACCAAGGAGGCCGAUAACGACCAAGGGCUCGCCACCGUCGCAAGGCGUAUUAGCAUGAUGUUUAGGUUCUUGAUUUCUGUAUUGGCGGGCCACCAAAUGUCAUCAGUAUACCACGUAGGCCUUUGCCGACAUACGUCAACAUGGACAUUUCAACAGCAAUGCUCAACUUCAAGCCCGAUGCCUCCAUGGGUGGCCUCAGUGCCGCGACUGACGAUCUUUCGCAAGGCAGGGACGAUUGAUCGGCUCCCGCUUGCGCGUCGCUGUCGCAAUGUCCUCACUUCACGCUCGACGAUCCUCCGCGUGCGCUCCGCAUCGACACAUGUCUCGCCGACCGCGAUCAAUCUGCGCCCGCACAUCCCACCCCGGAACAAGGAGCUGUAUGAUGCGCUGUCCGCGCUCAGUGGAGCCGCCGAAACAUAUGUCAAUAUCAGCAGGCUGCAAUUGGCACUGCGGGGUCUCGCCGCGCAGGAUGCCGUCACAAGAGUUGCUGUUCUCGGUCUGAACAGUCAAUUAAGUGCGCAACAGCUUGCACGGCUACUGCUCGCAGAUCCGCUGAGUGCUGAAGAGCAGUGGGAGAAGGAGCUCGUGAAGACAAGCGAUGGCAACCAGAGGGCGGUACUACUAAAAUAUGGCGAUGACCCCGAUGCACACGCACCUUCACCCCUCUACAAAGUCCUCUCGAUACCCUCACGAACACUCCAGUCGCACAACCUAGAGGUCCUCGUCUCUACCAUUAACGUCAAUGUCGCCAAGUCCGUACCUCAUAUGACAACGGAGAGCUCUACUGAAUCGUUGUUGGUUCCCAAACUCCAGGCCACUUCUGCACGAGGACUACCGGUCCCAUACCCGGUACAUAAGACCUUGGUACUGGGAGAAGGAUUAGACAGUGCGAUUGCGUUUGGAAGAUUCUCGGCGGAUGGAUUGGAAGAGGCGCAAGAGGUUGUGAAGAUGGCUGUUGACCUUCCCGCGCCAUCGGAAGAGGCGAAACAAGACACUCAGACCGCAAGCGCCCCUAUCAAUAUUCAAGUCGGCACAAAGGCGCUCGACAGCUUCCGUGAAUCGAUUCAGAACUCCAUCAUAUAUGAGCGGGGGUGGUUCAAAAGCGGUUUGCCCACGCUGUCGGAGUGGCUGGUUCGAGAUCUCCAGGCUACAGACACCAUGAAGCCACCGAUGAAGACACUUAUCAGUUCUAUAGCGGAUGAUGUGGAAGCGAGCAUCACGAAACAAGACGCUGCAAGAUUGCAGCAAAUGGCCUCCGUACCAAGAGAACAAGAUGUCACAACGUCUAUCGUUGGCCAUCUCGAAACCUGGGCCGAAAAGUCUCAUGCAGAGCUCCGCGAUCAGCUCGAUGAAGCUUUCACGGCGAAGAACUGGCACAAGUUGGCUUGGUGGAAGCUCCUCUGGCGUGUCGACGAUGUCACAAUGAUAAGCUCUGAGAUCCUCGAGCGGCGAUGGCUCGUCUCAGCGGAGAAGAACAGCAUCUACCUCGCCGGUCGCAUGAACCAAGCCGGAUUUCCAGAUGACGUCCAACACCUCGCUGUCGCUAACAUUCCUGAGGUGACAACGCAGGAAACAGCACCGACAGCAGAGAAUCCACGAACGGACCUUUCCACCAACGUCCGGAAGCCGAUGCCAUGGUCUGAUCACAUUCCUGCUGCUCGCACAGACCUCAUCAACGACACUGUCCCGCCUCUGCAGGCCCUCGCUCAACGACUCAUCUUACAGACCUUCAGCACGACGUCCCUCUCUUCUGCCGCAUCAGCACUCCUCUACGCCUCAGUAUCUUCCUUCUCCGUUUUCGAGGCUUCGGCUGUCGCAGCACUUGGUCUCACAUUCUCUCUUCGCCGUAUGCAGAAGCUAUGGGAAGGUGCUAGAGAAUCGUGGGAGGAUACCCUGAGAGAAGAAGGGAGACGUACGUUGAAAGGUACAGAGGAAAGGAUCAGAUUCGUUAUCAGGAAUGGAGGAAAGGGGUAUGUUGAGGAAGAAAGCGUUGCUGAGAAGAGGGCAGCGAGGGAAGCUGUAACAAAGGUUAGAGAGGCACUUGAGCGAAUGAACGGUGGUGCUGGAAAGGGAAGUGUAUGA